Camellia sinensis is the source of this 3479-nucleotide messenger RNA. It is a transcript of the gene PMS1, whose product is annotated as DNA mismatch repair protein. The record is from RefSeq and is a predicted model, not a curated record. Gene Ontology annotation, molecular function: mismatched DNA binding; ATP binding; ATP-dependent DNA damage sensor activity. Lineage: Eukaryota; Viridiplantae; Streptophyta; Magnoliopsida; Ericales; Theaceae. Gene Ontology annotation, cellular component: MutLalpha complex. Gene Ontology annotation, biological process: mismatch repair.
GAACUAGGGUUUCUGUUAUAUUAUACAUCGCUCUCUCGAUUCAAAUCUCUUUCGAAAUUCGAUUAAUUCAGAACCCAACACCUUCAAUCGUUGCUUUUGAUGAACACUACGUUAAAAUUAUUCGCAAUCCUGAUCAUAUGAGUUCGAAAUUGUCGGUGAUGCUGUGAUUUUCAUUAGAUUUGUGGGGCUUCAAUGGAAGAAGGCGCAGUGGCUACACCAGUCGUUUCUCCAACCAUUAAGCCCAUUAACAAGGGCGUAGUUCAUAGAAUUUGCGCUGGACAAGUGAUUCUCGACCUCUCGUCCGCCGUCAAGGAAUUGGUAGAGAACAGCUUGGACGCCGGUGCCACUAGCAUCGAGAUCGCCUUGAAAGAGUAUGGUGAAGAAUGUUUCCAGGUCAUCGAUAAUGGUUGUGGCAUUUCGCCUAAUAAUUUCAAGGUUCUUGCACUGAAGCAUCACACUUCUAAAUUAGCAGAAUUUCCCGAUCUUCAAUCAUUGACCACUUUUGGCUUCAGAGGGGAGGCACUGAGUUCUCUAUGUGCUUUAGGGGACUUGACAGUUGAAACGAGAACAAAAAAUGAAUCGGUUGCGACACACUUGACUUUUGACCAUUCUGGUCUCUUAUCAGCUGAAAGAAAAACAGCGCGUCAAAUCGGUACUACUGUCACUGUUAAGAAGUUGUUUUGCAAUUUGCCAGUGCGGAGCAAAGAAUUCCAUCGCAACAUUCGCAAAGAAUACGGAAAACUUAUAUCUUUAUUGAAUGUAAGUAAAACUUUGUUUUGCCAGGCCUAUGCUCUUAUUGCAAAAGGAGUUCGCUUUGUUUGCACCAAUACAACUGGGAAAAACAUGAAGUCUGUAGUACUCAAAACACAAGGAAGUGGUUCCCUUAAAGAUAACAUCAUUACAGUGUUUGGCAUGAGUACCUUUUCCUGCUUAGAACCUGUGAAUAUAUGUAUAUCAGACAAUUGCAAGGUCGAUGGUUAUCUUUCCAAGUCUGGAUAUGGAAGCGGACGCAAUUUGGGAGAUAGGCAGUUUUUUUUUGUAAAUGGUCGACCAGUGGAUAUGCCCAAAGUUGGCAAGCUUGUGAAUGAGUUAUACAAAAGUGCAAACUCCAGGCAAUAUCCAAUUGCAAUCAUGAAUUUUGUAAUUCCAACUGUAGCUUGUGAUGUCAAUGUAACUCCUGAUAAAAGAAAAGUAUUCUUUUCUGAUGAAGGCUCCAUUUUACACUCCUUAAGGGGAGCUUUAGAAAAUAUCUACUCACCAAGUCAUGUAAGUUAUUCUGUUAAUAAAGUUGAGGAGACCAGUAAGGAAGAAAAUAGGUCCAAGUUGUAUUCUGGUCAUGAGAGAUCACCAUUGAUGUCGAAACAGUUGUCUCCUGUCAGCAGUGAUCCGAAGGAAGACUCAUUCAGUGAUGGACAAUGUGGAGAUUGUGAGAUACUUCUCACAACAGCCAAAGAGCACGUUAGGGACCCUUUUGGUGCAAUGGCGACCAACAAUGAUGGAAGCUCAACUGGAGAAGAAUUCAGUCUUAGAGCCCAUGGCAGUAAGAAGAUGGUUGAUAGCUUUUUUAUGCGCCAGAGUGAGCAAGAUCAUCUCAAUAGUGCUACAACUGAUCAACAGUCUCCUUUCAAUUCCAAUGCAAUAGGGAAAGUUACUGAUGAAACUAUAGAUUCACGUAGUCACGUAAAUAUUGUUCAGUCAUCACUUACCAAAUUUGUAACCAUAAAUAAGAGACAACAUGAAAGCAGUAGUACAACUUUAUCUGAGUUGCCUCUCCUGAGAAAUAGAGCUAUUCCUUGUGAAUCAAGCAAAAACAAUUCCACAAUGCAUCCUGCAGGUUUGAGACAUCCAAUCAAUUGUCACAAACUUGAUGAUUCUUCUGAAGUUUGCAAGAAUGACCGUGAUGCUGAUGCUGAUGCUGAUGCUGAUGCUGAUGCUGAGGCUGAGGCUGAGGUUGAGCUUUCUAGUUGUUUUGGAGCAGAUGAAGUCUUUGGUGAAACAGACAUUCCAUUCCGUUCUGGAGGCAACAUAAACAAUGGAGAAUCUAGAGAGGCCUUAAAGAAUCAGAAGAAAGAUUUACUUCUUGCUGAUGUAUUAACUGCUCCAUCUAGUGAACAUUUCAAGAAUAUGUCAGAAGAUCGUUCAGAUGCAGCUCCUCCAUUACAAUCUUCUAUUUCACCUUCAGUUACUCCAAUGCCGCCUUCUUGUGGUGUAAAGAUAUGUUCUACCCUGCAAUUUAGUUUUAAGGACUUGAGGACAAGGAGGCAGCAGAGGCUGUCAAGAUUGCAGUCCAGCAAUUAUACAUGUCGAAAAAUGAAAAUUAAAAGUCACAGGUCCUUCACUGCUGCAACACUAGAGCUUUCUCAAAUGGUAAAUGAAGAAUUGAAAACUAAGGCUUUAGCUGCAGCUACAAAUGAGCUGGAAAGGCUAUUCAAAAAGGAAGACUUUAGUAGAAUGAAGGUAAUUGGGCAAUUCAAUCUUGGUUUUAUUAUUGGCAAGUUAGAUCAAGACUUGUUUAUCGUGGAUCAGCAUGCUGCAGAUGAGAAAUAUAAUUAUGAGCGUCUUUCUCAGUCAACCAUUUUUAGCCAACAGCCUCUGCUUCGACCAUUAAGGUUGGACUUAUCUCCUGAAGAAGAAAUAGUUGCUUCCAUGCACAUGAAUACCAUCAGGAAAAAUGGAUUUGCUUUGGAAGAGGAUUUGCAUGCUCCACCUGGCCAUCGUUUUAAACUGAAAGCCAUUCCCUUCAGUAAAAACAUAACUUUUGGAAUUGCUGAUGUCAAGGAGCUCAUUUCAAUUCUUGCUGAUAGCCAAGGGGAAUGCUUGAUGACCAGUAGCUACAAAAUGGACACUUCCGAGUCAGUUUGCCCGCCAAGAGUUCGUGCAAUGCUAGCUUCACGUGCCUGCAGAUCAUCUGUUAUGAUUGGAGAUCCACUUGGAAGAAAUGAGAUGCAGAAGAUCCUUGAAAAUCUGGCAGAUCUCAAGUCUCCUUGGAAUUGUCCACACGGCAGACCAACAAUGCGUCACUUGGUUGACUUAAUAACUGUCCAUAAAAGGUUAGAUGAAGAUGAUGUAUGACCUUUUGAUGGAUCUCGCCCUAGUGAAUCACUGUCUAGUGCCCACUAUCUUUAUAACUUAUUUGUAUGAUUUUUGUAAAUUCGUGUCAUUAUCUGCCACAAAAAAGAAAAAAGAAAAAAUAGCACCCGUGUAGUCACAUGAAUUGUGGGCUGGAACUCUCAGCUAUCUAUCCCUUGCAAGUUUAAACUCUUUCCUAGACCCCGGAAGGUGGAAAUUUUGAGAUCUCUCGCUCUCUAAUUGUGUGUUUGUGAGUUCGUGGACAUGCCCAGUUGGUAGACUGUGGACCUAACCUCACAACAGCUAUCUGUAUAGUAACACCAUUUUCUGGAUUAAUGAUUUUAUGAAGACGUGAUUGAUAGGCAUUCAAGUUUGAUUAUAAAGGUUUGGUGUCUUUAAUUUUUGUUUCA